AUGUCACAUUAUAACGGCGCGUACGAUGAUUGCAUUGACGAAAACCAAGGGGAAUACCAACCUGCUCGAGCAGGUUGGAAACAAAACUCUCCGAAUGGGCAACAAGAACCAUAUCAGCCUCCUCCUCGCGGUGCCAGUUUGAAAAGUACUACCACUCAAAAUCAAAACUCCAAUAUGAACGGUUAUGGCGGGGAUUAUCAACAGAACCCCAACCUUGGGGCGACGUUCUAUCCAGGAGGAGGGGACGACUUCUAUUUUCCUACUAAUGUAGUGUCCCCGAUGCCACAAAGAAUCAUGCCGGAAGUCCCACACAACAUGCAGGAUAAUCUUGCGAACCUUGAACUUAAUUCAGAUGGACAUCGACAAGGUACCAGCGAAUCAUCGAGAUCAAGCCGUAGCAAUCGAAACAGCGGACCGGGUUACACAGCGAACUAUGAACACACAAAUGCAGCUAUAUAUCAAAAUUUGAAGGGGCCUUACGGUACGCCACGAGUCCAACCAGAUUCCCCCGGCUUUUCGCCAUUCCCGAAGCCCCGAAACGCAGGUCAGAAUGUGCCUUUAUCGGAUGAGGAUAAAGAGGAAGUCCUGGAGAGAGCUAGACCAAUGGUGUUGAAAUCUACCGACCCAGAGAUGCAGUUGGCAUGGGCUCAAGAUGCGCUAUCUUGGGUGGAAGUAGCGAGCUCUACUUACGAGCGAAGAAACGAAGGCCCGCGGGCGCCUACACCAAAGAUCGAGCAUCAAUUACGAGUCGAUGCUAUAAGCAUCGUCAACUUUCUCGCCGAACAGCAACACCCAAAGGCAGAGUUUAUGAAGGCAAUGUGGUUGGAAUUUGGCAAAUUUGGAUAUCGCAUGGAUAAAAAGGAAUCUUUCCAAGGUUACCAGCGAGCUGCACAAAAAGGAUACGCUCGAGCAGAAUACCGAAUAGGAAUGCAGUUCGAAAAUACGAUGAACUCUUCAAAGGCCGUCGAACAUUACCAGAGAGGUGUAUAUUUGAAGGAUUCUGCGGCGAACUAUAGACUUGGAAUGGCUACCUUACUCGGUCAAUGUGGCAUGCAACAAGAUUUCGAAAGAGGUAUAGAUUUGAUUCAAUUUGCAGCCGACACAGCCGAUGAGAAUGCUCCUCAAGGUGCCUACAUUUACGGAAUGCUGCUCGCUAGAGAGUUACCAAAUAUUACUAUGCCCGAUGAAUAUCUACCAUACGACUUGAAUGAAGCCAAGAUGUUUGUCGAAAAAGCUGCUUAUCUUGGAUUUGCCAAGGCACAACUUAAGAUGGCUCAAGCCUACGAGCUUUGUCUAUUUGGUUGCGAGUUCGACCCAGCUCUUUCUUUACACUACAAUGCCCUUGCUGCCCGACAAGGAGAGCCUGAAGCCGAUAUGGCCAUCAGUAAAUGGUUUCUUUGUGGAUAUGAGGGUAUUUUCGAAAAGAAUGAGGAGCUGGCCUACACAUAUGCGCAACGUGCUGCUGAGACAGAGAUGGCUACAGCUGAGUUUGCGAUGGGUUACUUUUAUGAAAUUGGAAUGUAUGUCAAGAAGAAUCUUGACAUGGCUUCACAAUGGUAUGAUAAGGCUGCCAGCCAUGGUAAUCACGAUGCUUUGGGGAGAAUCGAUAGCAUCAGAGCGAAUCAUACACUUACGAAGGGUGACCAUGGCGCAGCGAUUCAACGUAUCAAGUCAACACACGGCUCUCGAAGGGGGCCCAGACCUGAUAGAUUCAAUCAAGCUAAUGCACCGCCAAUGCCAACCAUGGCAGAAGAUUUCUCACCAACACCGCCCAUACACACCCAGAAACCUAAAUUCAAAAAGGGUUCUCCUGCGGGCAUUCGACCAAUAUCAAUUGCACCAUAUCCAGAAGAUGAUAUCAGCCCUGGAAAUCGUGGUGCUCCUGGUUAUCCUCCCAGAUCUCCGCGAUACCCUCCACAAGAUGGACUGCGACCAUCAACCUCAAAUUCAAACCCAGCAGCAGAUCGACCAUCUUCUGCUUUUGGUAUUCGCCCUCAGCAACCACCACCACAUCCGGGAAUUACCCAUCAAAAUACAGAGCCUAUAAUAUCAUCAUCUCACAUGGGCACAACGCCUUCACAGGGUCGGAACCCAUCGCCCAACCGCGCCCCAAAUAUUCCCCCAUUGAACUUCGAAUCCGGCUUUCAGAAUUCGCAGCAAAGACCUACAACCUCUGGAUCGAGACCUGGAACUGCACAAUCUUCACAAUCUGCAUACGGUUCCAGACCAUUUGCAAACCCAAAUGCUGGACCAGGUCAAAAUGUUAUGCCACCACGAGGUAGUUCCAUGACGCCAGUUUCUGCUGCUCCCUCCACGGCAAGCAAAAGUUCUAAUAGGCCAUUGGGCAAUACAAUGUCUUCGCAAGGUAAUUCGAGAAAAUCUUCCAUUUCGUCAGGAUCUACGCCUGCUCCGGCUCCGGUGGCAGUAGCGCCAAAACAAUCGGCGUCUUCUAAAAAGGGACCUGCGACAUUCGAGGAGAUGGGUAUCCCACAAACCAAGAGUGAAGGAGAUUGUGUCGUUAUGUAA
This is a messenger RNA of Sclerotinia borealis F-4128, 2526 nucleotides long. The record is from the annotation of a GenBank genome assembly. Lineage: Eukaryota; Fungi; Ascomycota; Leotiomycetes; Helotiales; Sclerotiniaceae.